Penicillium longicatenatum is the source of this 1614-nucleotide messenger RNA. RefSeq lists its product as uncharacterized. Bases 1 to 1614 code for a protein of 537 amino acids. Lineage: Eukaryota; Fungi; Ascomycota; Eurotiomycetes; Eurotiales; Aspergillaceae. The record is from RefSeq and is a predicted model, not a curated record. The transcript has 2 exons.
AUGGAUGCGCCGUACUAUUCUGCCCCGCGGGAAAUCUGGCAAAUAAUCGAGGAUCUGAAAGAGCUUCAUGCUACACAGUUCGAGCAGUCUGAGCGGAUCGCACGACUCGAGCGCCGCCGGGACGAGGAUGCGAGACUGAAAAGUGUUUGGGGUCCACUAUCGCCGUUCCCCACGCCGCUGGGGAGUUCCAUUCCUACUGAACCCGCUUUCAACUCUCCGCCUGACGCCUUCAAAGGUUUUGAUCAAGGGCAUCAUCACGGGUUGUCAAGCUCAGCUAUGGGUAUGGAAGGUGAUGAGGAGCCACGACGAGGCGCCGCCUCGCGGGCGAAUAGUGUGCGGUUUGACGAGAGUGCUAUUCAUGGGUAUGGGCAGGCUAGCCGGCCGAAUACUGAGCUGCCGCUCCGCACUGGCAGUGGGAUGGGAACCGGUAGUGGGGUGGGAAGCUCAAUGAUGACCGAGCGGACUUUUUCUCAUCGGUCAGAUGGCCGAUUGAGCUCCUCUGGACACUCCCUUUAUUCGACCCGGACAAAUAGCAUGGGCUUGGAAACGAGUCGCUCGUUGGGCUCGGCGUACGGUGGAUCGUCGCCACUUCUCCCUCCACCUGGAUGGGCUCUCUUGGGGCCAGCGCCUUGCAUAAUCCGAUGCUGGCUAACGCCUAGAUUUUCGAAUGAGACGCUCCUUUACGCUGCAGUCUGCUCGGGCUCCUAUAUGUCGACACUGGGCAUUUCAACCAUUCGCAAUCUUGGAUUGGAGGAAUCGAUAGAACAUGAAGAUGGCAUGAAAUACGUCAAAAUUCCUGUUCACCUCACCGAAGCUAGUAUUCACCAUGCGUCCCCUCGCUCCGGGAGCCCUGAGCCUCAGGUCCCCGCAUUGACAAUUCGAUUCUUGGUCUGCGAGACAGAUACCGCACAUGAUUCGAUCGAAGUAAUAAUCGGGGUUGAUGUGCUUCGCGCACACAAUGCAGACAUUUUGCUUUCCAAGGACAAGAUUGUUAUGUGUGACGAUGAUCGAAAUCUCAUCUCCAUCCCCCUUGUUCGCCCCGAAAAGGAGUCUGUCUUCAAAACCCUACUAACAGCUUCAAAUGGUAUCAAGAUCGAUCAUGAAUCGAACGAGCCCGCAGUGAAUGGGAAGGAACCCGUUGGGGUUAUUGGACAGCCCAAUGCUCCCCAACAAUCGAUCUCUGCCCCUGCUUCAACUCGCGUCUCGGUUGGCGAAGCGGAUGAGGCGAAAAAGCCCCGUCUGCAAGACCAACUUCUCACGAAUACUGAAUCGCGUCCCACAUCAGCCUCGGCUCGGGAUCCAAAUACUACUUCCCAGACCGAGCCUGCUACUAUUUGGAACUCUUGGCGUCGCCCAAAGCCCGAGCCUAUUGCCACAGAUAAGACUGCGCAGAGUCGUCCUAUGAAAGUUCUUCGUCCUACCAAGUUGUCUACCCGCGCAGUGUCUUACUCACCAGCACCUACCAGUGUCUCUACAGGCACUGAGUCGCACAGCACAGCGCCCAACUCUGCUGUUCCUACUUCUGACGGCAACACUUCCUCCGCAACUAAUCCCGUUGGCGGCGCCUCAGCGUUUGGAUGGUUGAAUUCAUCCCACGCCACUGGAACUAAGUGA